AUGGCUCAGCCCACCCGUUCCUUCACAACAAACCCAAACGCGAGCACCUUCACGAAUACGAGCCGAUCAAGUCUGAGCCAAAACCCCUCCUCAGCACUGCAAGCCCGCAUCGCCCAAAAACGCCAAGAACUCCACAACCUGACGCAGCUGCGCGACUUGUCCGCCGAACUGACCUCGCAGCUGGAAACCCUCCAGGCGAAACUGGGGCAAUUGAACGACGGGGCGCAGAGCGUGGGCCUCGUGCUCGCGAACUGGGAGAACGUAUUGGGCGUGAUUCGGAUGGUCGGGAUGACGGUGCCGACGCCAGUAUCAAAGGCUGAACAUGAUGAUGAUGAUGGCGGUUGUGGUGAUGGAGUGGAAGAGGAGAACGGAAGAAGACCGAAGGACCACCAGCAACCGCAGCUGGAGUUGCCUGUCCCCCUCGUGAGGAUACCGGUGCAACCAAAGACGGGUGGUGGAGGAUGA
Molecule: messenger RNA, 465 nt
Organism: Cladophialophora carrionii CBS 160.54
Lineage: Eukaryota; Fungi; Ascomycota; Eurotiomycetes; Chaetothyriales; Herpotrichiellaceae
Exons: 1
Coding region: 1-465 (154 amino acids)
Biological process (GO): mitotic cell cycle; attachment of spindle microtubules to kinetochore
Cellular component (GO): mitotic spindle pole body; DASH complex; mitotic spindle midzone
Source: RefSeq, a predicted model, not a curated record